Rhinolophus ferrumequinum (greater horseshoe bat) is the source of this 1149-nucleotide messenger RNA. RefSeq names its product eukaryotic translation initiation factor 2B subunit alpha (gene EIF2B1). Gene Ontology annotation, molecular function: guanyl-nucleotide exchange factor activity; translation initiation factor activity. Gene Ontology annotation, biological process: translational initiation. The record is from RefSeq and is a predicted model, not a curated record. Gene Ontology annotation, cellular component: eukaryotic translation initiation factor 2B complex. Lineage: Eukaryota; Metazoa; Chordata; Mammalia; Chiroptera; Rhinolophidae. The transcript is spliced from 9 exons. The coding region runs from base 138 to 1055 and encodes 305 amino acids.
CAAAGCGCCGGAAGUGGAGUGCGGAGCCGCGCCGCGCGCUGUCAGUCUCUGUGGCUCGGAGCCCGCGCGGUCACCCGACUCGUGCAGGUAGCGCGAGCGGCUCCGGGCCCCUCGGGCUCUGCGGUCCGGAGGGCACCAUGGACGACAAGGAGUUAAUCGAAUACUUUAAGUCUCAGAUGAAAGAAGAUCCUGACACAGCCUCAGCAGUGGCUGCCAUUCGGACUUUGCUGGAGUUCUUGAAAAGAGAUAAAGGAGAGACAAUCCAGGGCCUGAGAGCGAAUCUCACCAGUGCCAUAGAAACCCUGUGUGGCGUGGACUCCUCAGUGGCCGUGUCCUCGGGUGGGGAGCUCUUCCUGCGCUUCAUCAGCCUUACAUCCCUGGAAUACUCUGAUUACUCCAAAUGUAAAAAGAUCAUGAUUGAGCGAGGAGAGCUUUUUCUCAGGAGAAUAUCACUGUCGAGAAAUAAAAUUGCAGAUCUGUGCCAUACUUUCAUCAAAGAUGGGGCGAAAAUAUUAACUCAUGCCAACUCCCGAGUGGUCCUGAGAGUCUUGGAGGCAGCUGUGGUGGCCAAGAAGCGUUUCAGUGUGUACAUUACAGAGUCACAGCCUGACUUAUCAGGUAAGAAAAUGGCCAAAGCCCUCUGCCACCUCAACGUCCCGGUCACCGUGGUCCUGGACGCCGCUGUUGGCUAUAUCAUGGAGAAAGUGGAUCUCGUCAUAGUUGGUGCUGAAGGAGUUGUUGAAAAUGGAGGAAUUAUUAACAAGAUUGGAACCAAUCAGAUGGCCGUGUGUGCCAAGGCGCAGAACAAACCUUUCUAUGUGGUUGCAGAAAGCUUCAAGUUUGUGCGGCUCUUCCCACUAAACCAGCAAGAUGUCCCAGAUAAGUUUAAGUACAAGGCAGACACUCUGAAGUCGGCACAGACUGGACAGGACCUCAGAGAGGAGCACCCCUGGGUCGACUACACCGCCCCCUCCUUAAUAACACUGCUGUUUACAGACCUGGGGGUGCUGACACCCUCUGCAGUCAGCGACGAGCUCAUCAAGCUGUAUCUGUAACCACUGGGUCCGUCCCCGCACGCGCAGCUGAUGCAGUUGGGGCAGCGUGAGUGCCCUCACCGCUCGCUGAGCCAGGCCAAAACCCGGUUGUUUU